Messenger RNA from Hydra vulgaris (swiftwater hydra), 2277 nucleotides. RefSeq names its product sodium/hydrogen exchanger 6. NCBI's taxonomy places the organism in Eukaryota, Metazoa, Cnidaria, Hydrozoa, Anthoathecata, Hydridae. Gene Ontology annotation, molecular function: potassium:proton antiporter activity; sodium:proton antiporter activity. Gene Ontology annotation, biological process: sodium ion import across plasma membrane; regulation of intracellular pH; potassium ion transmembrane transport. The record is from RefSeq and is a predicted model, not a curated record. Gene Ontology annotation, cellular component: plasma membrane; recycling endosome.
UCAUAAUAUUUAUUUUCCUCAAUCCUGCAACCGUGGGAAUAGGAAAAGUAUGGUAGGAAAUCUAAAGAAGUUUUAGUCAAUUUUUUGCGUUCUAGCUCUUGCAUUGGUAAUACAAAUAUAUUGACAACACUAUUACAUAAAAAUGUAUAUUUUGUAUAAUAUACUUACUUUAAUUUCGCUAGUCGUCUGUGAAAUCACUAACGAAGAAAAAUUGAUUGCAAUUCGUGAUGCAAAUAAACGAAAGUUGCAGGACAAUUUAAUCAUUCUUUUGUUGAUAGGUUUACUAAUACUCACAGUUCUUACCAUAUGGCUAUUUAAAUUGAAAAGGUUCAGAUUUUUCCAUGAAACUGGAGUUUGCAUGAUUUACGGAAUUAUUGUUGGUAUGAUAAUAAAAUACACCGGUGGGAGUACUAAAGUUCAAGGUUUUCCUGUGACCAUUAAUUUUACUAAGCCACCAAACUUACUAUGGGUUAAAGGAAAUAAUGAUAGUUACUCAUAUUCUUUGUUGGGUAUUCUAAAAACAAAAGUUAUCAACAAAGAAGGCGAGUUCGAAACAAAGGCAGUGUUUGAUCCUGAAAUCUUUUUUUAUGCAUUACUUCCACCAAUUAUUUUUUAUGCAGGAUAUGAUAUGAAAAAGAGAUUUUUCUUUCGGAAUCUCGGUGCUAUUUUAACGUAUGCCUUUUUUGGAACAAUUAUUUCUUGUUUUGUGUUUGGGGGUUUGAUGUAUGGUUUUGUAAGAAUGUUUUCUGUCUAUAAAGAUUUUUCGUUUCAAGAUUGUUUGUUGUUUGGUUCUGUUAUCUCAGCUACUGAUCCAGUUACUGUGUUAGCAAUCUUUCAUGAUCUACAUGUAGAUGUUGAUUUAUACGCCUUGGCAUUUGGUGAAAGCAUUUUAAAUGAUGCUGUUUCCAUCGUUUUAUAUAAGUCCGUAGAAUCAUACAGUUCACAGGCCUUUGUUUUUACUUCUUUUUUAAAAUCAAUUGGAGAAUUUGUUGCAGUUUUCGGAGGAUCAUUAUUAAUUGGAAGUAUUAUGGGAUUAGGAAAUGCUUUACUAACUAAGUUAACUCACUUAUAUCAAUUUCCUCAGUUGGAGACAGCUUUGUUUACAUUGAUGAGUUAUAGUACAUUCUUAAUAGCAGAAGCUGCUGAAUUAACUGGUAUUGUUGCAGUACUGUUCUGUGGAAUAUCCCAGGCUCAUUAUACUUUCAACAAUCUAUCAGACCAAUCAAAGAGUGCAACAAAAGAAGUGUUUGGACUUCUAAAUUUUCUUGCUGAAAACUUUAUUUUUUGUUAUAUGGGUUUAACAUUGUUUACAUUUGAGCGCCAUCAAUGGGAUAUAGGUUUUAUUGGUUGGGCAUUUUUAGCUACAGCUGUGUCCCGAUUUUGUAAUGUGUAUCCUUUAUCCUUUUUAAUGAAUUUAAAAAGAAGCAAGAAGAUACCCAUGAAUUUUCAGCACAUGCUUUUUUUUGCUGGUUUAAGAGGAGCAAUGGCUUUUGCUUUAGCUAUUAGAAACACUGAAAGUGCUGCAAGACAGCUCAUACUUACAAGUACUUUGAUUAUUGCUAUUGCCACAGUUGUAUUUAAUGGAAGUUUGACCACUUAUGCGUUAAUGAAACUUGGUAUAAAAGUUAAUGUUGACCCAGAUGAUGAAAUUUCUAAAGAAACCAGAUUGAAUAGCAGAGGUGAGGAAGUUGAGGAUAUAUCUUAUGAGCGUUCUUGGUUGGUUCGCAAAUGGCAUUACUUUGAUAUCAAAUAUAUGAAACCAUUAUUUACUAACAAUGGUGGAUCAUUAGUUCUCCCUGGUAUAUGUUCUUCUAUAUGCCCUUGUUUUUCGAAACCUCCUCAUACACAGUUAGUUAACGAAGUUUAUGAGAAAAGAGAUAACCAGAGAUUAGAUGGAUCUUCUGAUGAAGAAAUGAUAGACGUAUCUUCUGAUGUAAUGACAAAAUCAAUGAUCACGAAUUCUGAAAACGAAUCUCAAAAUAGUACUAUCAUCAGUCAUACAAGUGAUAUUCCGAUGCUAUAGAUUUUAUGAGCUUUUUUAUGCGUAUUUUUUAUACAUAUUUAUAGUUUCUAAACAUAAAAAUUAAUAAUUAGUUUCUUAAACUUAAUUAUAAUUAUUUAUAUUAAAUUUUCAAUUUUUUUUUUAAGUUGCAUAUUUUUUCUAACUAGUUCGUUUUAAUUUUUUUUGUUGUUGUUUUAUGAUCACGUGUAAAUUUUUUGGAAAUAUUGAUCGUAAUUUCUUAUUAAUUAUAUGAAUUAUAAAGUAGUUAUAAGCGA